UCGUCGGGUCCAGCUGAGGUGCCCACUGCUGCUGUGAUCGACCUCUAAAGACUCAUGUUGUCUGAUGAAGAAGCCCGGAAGAGGAGGGAGAGGAAAGAACUGGAGUCUGCAAUGGCUCUUUCUCAGGAACAGUUGAUGUUCAAGGAUGUGGCCAUAGAAUUCUCUCAGGAGAAGUGGGAAUGCCUGGACCCUGCUCAGAGGGCCUUGUACAGUGACGUGAUGUUGGAGACCUACAGGAACCUGGUCUCCCUGGAAAACCCAAAGAGAAGAUGGGAAAACACUAGCUGCUCUUUGAUUCCAUCUGGCACCUCCGAACCUGCAUGGAGCUGUUUCAAGCCCUCUCUGGUUAUGUAGAUCCCUCAGACAUUUCUUCUGUUCUGCUUUUGCCACGUACUUCAGUGCUACGUCAGCCUGAUUGGAUCUUCUGUGAUUGUAUUUUUUAAAUUAAUUAAUUAAU
This is a messenger RNA of Balaenoptera musculus (blue whale), 457 nucleotides long. RefSeq names its product zinc finger protein 480-like. The transcript is spliced from 4 exons. Lineage: Eukaryota; Metazoa; Chordata; Mammalia; Artiodactyla; Balaenopteridae. The record is from RefSeq and is a predicted model, not a curated record. Gene Ontology annotation, biological process: regulation of DNA-templated transcription. Bases 55 to 354 code for a protein of 99 amino acids.